Molecule: messenger RNA, 2383 nt
Organism: Micropterus dolomieu (smallmouth bass)
Lineage: Eukaryota; Metazoa; Chordata; Actinopteri; Centrarchiformes; Centrarchidae
Gene: slc25a21
Product: solute carrier family 25 member 21
Exons: 9
Coding region: 1-861 (286 amino acids)
Source: RefSeq, a predicted model, not a curated record
AUGACUUAUCCUGACUGUUUCUACUUUUUAGGUCUGGUAGAGAUCUGUUUGAUGCAUCCCCUCGAUGUAGUGAAGACGAGGUUCCAGAUCCAAAGGGGAACCAGUGACCCCAACAGCUACAAGAACCUGGGUGAUUGCUUCCGGACCAUCUUCCGGAAUGAGGGAGUCUUUGGCUUCUACAAGGGCAUCCUGCCUCCGAUUCUGGCAGAGACACCAAAGAGAGCGGUGAAGUUUUUUACCUUUGAGCAAUACAAGAAGUUGCUGAGUUUGACCCCUUUGUCUCCUGGUGUGGCACUGUCUGUAGCAGGGCUUGGCGCAGGCUUGACUGAGGCUGUUGUCGUCAAUCCGUUCGAAGUGGUGAAAGUCAGUCUCCAGGCCAACAGAGAUUCCUUCACAGAGCAACCGUCCUCAUUUGCUCAAGCAAGACGCAUAAUCAACUCAGAUGGAUUCGGACUGAAGGGCUUGAAUAAAGGAUUAACAUCAACACUGGGACGCCAUGGAGUUUUCAACAUGAUCUACUUUGGCUUCUACUUUAAUGUCAAGGAUGCCAUUCCUACCAGCCCGGACCCGACUCUGGAGUUCCUGAGGAAGUUUACUAUCGGCCUAGUGUCUGGGACCAUCUCCUCCUGCGUGAACAUUCCCUUCGACGUAGCCAAGAGCCGCAUUCAAGGCCCCCAGCCCGUUCCUGGAGAGAUCAAGUACCGCACCUGCUUCCAGACCAUGGCCGUGGUGUAUCGGGAGGAGGGGUACUUCGCACUAUACAAGGGGUUGGUGCCCAAGAUAAUGAGGCUUGGACCAGGUGGAGCAGUGAUGCUGCUGGUCUAUGAAUAUGUGUCUGGAUGGCUGCAGAAGAACUGGUAACCAAAAGAAAAAAAACUAAGGGAAGGAAACCCACUUAAGUGCCUUGUGGAUUGUGUGUCAUUGCAAAUGAUGCUAACUGACUCCAGUAAAGUCAGACCAAAUUAGUUUUUUUGUUUGUUUGUCCUUUUUUUUUUACAUUGAAUACGCAAUGCCGCUUUGCAAAAUACCAAAUGAGAAUGGCAACAUAUCUGAUGAUGCAGAUUUAUAAGGACAAACUACAUCUUCAUCUAAGUUAGUUUCUCAGGAAUUAAAAACAGCUGCAGAAAUUUACAAAUAGAAAACAGAUUUGUAACAGUGGAUCUGUAGGUUUUAAAGGCCUCGAAAACCUAUUUUCUUAGUCAGCUUCUUUCUCGUAGCAAUGAGGUCCUACAUGAACACAAUAUUUUCUGCUAAAUUCAGAACACUUUUCACAUGAGAGAUUUAUGUAUUUUGUGCUUUUGUCGUGGGCUGUGCUUAUUAGGCUUGGGUGGUAUCAAGGUGUUAUACCAGGGUAUUUAGAGCCCAAAAGUAUAAUUUUCAGUAACAAACAGAUACUGAGGUUAGGGCUGAGCAAUAUUUCCAAAUUUUCCAGCGGCCACCAUCAGCCCAACAACCGGCGAUUCCCCAUAUAUUUGUGCGCAGCGGGGCAUACCCCCCUCAUUGUUUCAGCAGGAGAUUUGUGCGAGCGGCGAGUCUAGUAGUAAUCUAACAGCACCAUAACUGAAGAAUUAUUUCAUUAAUGAAAGUUGAUUUAAUAAAAAGAGACUAACUAAUUUAAUUCAACGACUCACUUUAUUCAAUUUAAGGAUUUAGUUUUUAGGGUCAUGAUGUCAUAAAAUUUGAUGACAGACAUCAACGCUUCCUUUGAAAAUCCCAAUAGAAGCUUCAAUGUUAAAAAAAAAAACACAUUUGCUACAGCGCUAAGUAGGCUAAUUGCAUAUUAUCAUGAAGUAGCUUAUGUAGUCAUAACUACUUAAGCUGGGGGUUGGCAACGUUGGAGAAACUAGCAAGAGAGACAGCUAGAUUUUAAAAGGAUCCAGCCGAAAAAAUCCACACAUUUCACGUGCAAUGUAGUGCGCACAGGUAGGCAGGCAGGUAGAGCAGCUGAUUUCAGUCGGACCGAAUGAACUCAUUGGACAUCAGGGCUCAUUACAGUCCAGCGACGACCACAGAUACUGGAUUUUUUUUUCAUUUUUGUGUCAGAGCAUUUGAUUUAUUGAUUGUUGUCAGGAGUGAGUGAUGCACACUUGUCUAUACGAACACGUACAUACUGUUUGUAUGUACACAUCUUCACAACAAUGCACAUGUGAUCGCAAAUAUAUACUGUGAUCACACCCAUACGAUUGAGCCUUACUGGAAAUUUCAAACAGCCACAGUAGUGCGCAAUGAUUCUCAAUACGAAUUGUUGUGUAUAAGAAUGUCUUGUGUCUUUUUGCACGAGAUUUAUUGGCAAGAAAUUGUGUUCGACUUUUUUUAAUCUCAAUUUAAAUUAGCAUUUGUAACUUACAUGUAUUGCUAACAAAUAAAAAGGAAUAAAAUUAAA